Molecule: messenger RNA, 2182 nt
Organism: Colossoma macropomum (tambaqui)
Lineage: Eukaryota; Metazoa; Chordata; Actinopteri; Characiformes; Serrasalmidae
Gene: vrk3
Product: VRK serine/threonine kinase 3
Exons: 15
Coding region: 292-1845 (517 amino acids)
Biological process (GO): signal transduction; peptidyl-serine phosphorylation
Cellular component (GO): cytoplasm; nucleus
Molecular function (GO): protein serine/threonine kinase activity; ATP binding
Source: RefSeq, a predicted model, not a curated record
GGGCCUCGCCAGCCGCCGUUGUGGUGUCACGUGACACGUCAGAACAGAGUUUAGCUAAGUUGGCUAAUAGCGUUAUUCCUGCUUCUCCGACUCAGUUUUACAGGACAGAUUUUUUAAACUAUUAGUUAAGUUAUACCGACGAGAAAGGCAGGUGACUGUGAAGUGAAAUGAUCCAACUAGCUAACUUUAUCUAGUCAGGAAUUGCUGUUUGAGAGUCUUCUUUAGAGGUGCAGUGUGCUGCGAAAAGCGAACAGGCCAUUAACUUCCCUGCGUGACUGGAUCAAGUCAAACAUGCUGUUGCAUUACUGUCCGCAGUGUGGCUCAAAACUCCAGUCUGGGUUCAAGUUUUGUCCGUCUUGCGGGGAGAAGCUCCCCUGCCUGGUUAACUCAGCUGAGACUGCAGACACAGAGACUGCAGUGGUGUCAGAUCCAGGUCCUCAUGGCAGCUUACACAGCCUUUCUCCUGGCCCACACUCAGUACUAUCAGCUCUCAACAGCAGUAAAGAUGCUGUUGAGGCUUCAGCCAGUUCAGCGUUGACCCGCUCACCGAUCUUUCGGUCUACACGCCAAACGGCCACCAAGAUAACAAGCAGUCCAGCAACACCGCCCAAAGCUGUAAAAUACACAGAUCAGAGGGCUCUGACAUCACCUCGGAAACGAAAAACAUCCCCCAAGGUGCAAGAAGAAGAAGAGAAAGAACCAAAGAAGGUGUCCUCUUUAUCAGCCCAGACUUCUCCUUCAGAUCAGAAGUGUUUGACGUCACCUCGGAAACGAAAGGCAUCCCCCAAGGUGCAAGAGGAGGAAGAGCUGAAGAUAGUGCCUUUACCCCAAGCCCAAACUCCCCCCUCAGCGAAAAGCAAAGCAAAGAGGGCCAAGCGACUGUGUGUUGUGGAGCCUGUGCAGGAAGGAGUGGAGUUUUGUGACCAGUCCGGAAAGAAAUGGAAGCUGGUGAAACUAUUGUUUCAGACAGAAGUGGAGCUGACAUAUGGAGUGCAACAGGUCAGUGUGGGAACCAGCUCUGAUGACUGGAAGCACAUUUUGAGACUGGGUGCUAAAGAAGGACAACUGUUUAAUGAACAGAACUUCCUUCAAAGAGCUGCUAAACCUGUCGCAGUGGAGAAGUGGAUGAAGAAACUCAGUAUGGACUUUCUUGGAAUUCCAUCAUGUGUGGGCUUUGGUCUUCAUGACACAUACAGAUUUUUAAUUUUUCCUGACAUGGGCCAAACUCUGCAAUCAGUUAUGGACAUAGAGAAGAAGUGUCUGCCUGAGAAAGCAGUCCUGCAGCUGGCACUACGAUUAUUGGACGCACUGGAAUUUGUACAUGAAAAUGAAUAUACUCAUGCAGACAUCCACGCUGGCAACAUCUACAUCAGCACAAUCGGACACUCACAGGUAUUCUUGUCAGGCUUUGGCCAUGCAUUUAGGUUCUGUCCUGGAGGAAACCACGUGGAGUACAGGGAAGGCAGCCGUACUCCCCACCAGGGAAACCUCAACUUUAUCAGCUUAGAUUCACACAAGGGGGCUGGUCCUUCUCGCCGUAGUGAUCUGCAGUCUCUGGGUUACUGUCUGCUUUCUUGGAUGACAGGCACUCUACCCUGGAGUGACAUCACUAAGUCCAGCUCAGCUAUUUCUGCUGAGAAGGAGAGGUAUAUGACUGAUGUUCUUGGGCUAAUGAGCAGCUGUUUUAAAAAGAGAAGAGUUUCAGAUGUAUUACAGAGCUAUUUGUCUCAGGCAAUGGGCCUGCACUAUACUGAGAAGCCAGAUUACUCACUUUUGAAAGCUGGGCUUAAUGAGGCUUUGCAAAAGAUGGGUGGGACAUUGGGAGCACCACUGAUUUUCAGAUGAAAGAAAACUAUGAAACAGUUUAAACAGAUGAAGCUUGCAUCUGACCAUCGCACAGUGAAUUUUCUAUCAAACUUUACACUAAUGUACACCUCUGUUUUGUUUGGUUUUUAAAUGGUGUGUUCUAAAGUUUUUACCACAACGAUUGCAUGAUUCACCGCAAGCUGCACCCAGAGGCUUAUUAAUGUGAUUUACUGGGGAAAGAAACUAUUGAAGUUCUGAACAUCCAAUUAAUGCGGUUUUACCACGUGCUCAUUUUUUUAAAUCGCACUCACAGUUCCUGGUAGUUAAUGUGUGUGUGUUCGUUUGAAAUUAAACCAUCUUAUUACAAAUUGUAAAA